AUGGCUGCACCCAGACCAUCAACGCAGGUCCAGAUCUCCCCUGGCAAGGGGUUGGGUCUCAUAAUUUUGGGAGCUUCUUUACACAACGUACUGGGACAUGUCAAGUCUCACCCCCAAACCUACCCCGCGAUCGAGAUAGCCUACUCCCCAUCCGACCCUCUGCGCAAGCCCGUUACCCUACAGCUGCCCGAGAACGGACUCCGUCUACGGUUUGAUGGACCAGACCAGCGACUGCGUCUCAUCGAAGUGCUGGACUUUUCGAAGAUUUCGCUCGUCUACAAGAACCAGGAAGUGCUAAAGGGAGCCAAGCCCCAUGAGCCGCCUGCAUCGCAGCAGGGACCCAGCUUCCGGCAUAUCUACAAUCGCCUGUUCGGCCCUUCAUACCCAGGGGAGUAUGUACCCCCAUUGAACGGCUCGCCGUACGGCACGUACGUACUGUCGUAUCCCGGCAUCGCUUUCUCUUUCCCCCUCCAGCAUUCGGCCUGGUCGGACCAAUGUGACUUCGUAGCUUUACUCUCUUCGACUGCCGCAAUGCCGGCCACCUCGUUGAGCGUCUUCCAGGGUCCAUCGUGGCCGGAAGUCAGAGCCAAUCUAUUCACCCAGCAGCCGCAGUAUCCGCGUUUCCCCCCGCUGGCAGGGAAGAACAAGGACUCUGUCGCUGACGAGGUGGAGGAGUUCAUCAUCUGGGGCGCAGGCAAAGUCCAAGCGAUCCGACGAUCGACGCCACCCACUCACAUCACCUUAUCGCGCACAACGCCGCAGGAUCUGAUCGCCGAGUUCGGGCCUCCCGACGCCAUAUACCGUAAGCAUGAUCGAAGGAUCUCCAUCCACCGCGCCGCCGGUGGUGGCGGUGGCAGUCAAGACCCUCUCGGCAUGAGCCCUUCGCCAGGGAGAGGCAUCGAUAUCACCGAUACCGAUCAGUCUUCCAACAACAGUGCCGCCGAUGACUCAGAUGAUGAGGUGACCACGACCCUAGACCCUUCGUCACUACCAACUGAAUGCUUUUUUAAUUACUUCCAUCACGGUUUUGACGCAUUCAUUUCCCACCCUGAUACACCCGGGCCUGCUCUGCCGGGAUCAGCCUUGUCGGAUCCCACCCCCGUAUCCCCUUCAUCCCAGUUAGUCGUGACCAAGAUCAUCCUGCAUGGUAACGUGCCCGGGUCAUACCCUUUCAACCGCCACCGACGCAGUCGUUGGAGGAUCAGCUUAGACUCCUCCGAAGAUACCAUUUCGUCAGAAACGCGCUGGGACGAAGUUUUCGGGCGACUGAAGGACGUGUGGAAGGGGUUCUAUGCCAGUUCAACGGAAGAACGAGCUCUCCAGCGGCCGAUGGUACUCAACCGAGGCUGGGGAGACAGUCCUGAGAGCAGCGUUGAAUUCCUCGGCGGUUGGGAAGAAAGUACAGGCAAGGGACAGAGGGCCGGGAAUGACGGCCACGAUGCGGGUCUGGGCAAUACUGAGCUAUUUGGGUUUCCUGGUCUUUUGUUUGAGGUGUUGAAGAAUGGGGCAGUCAGCUGUAGGACAUGCUUCAGUGGUAGUAUGCCGGAAUUGCCACGGUCGCUCGCUCGAUCUUGGUCGUCGACGCUCAAGCUCCCCAAGUCGACGUUCCCCGCCCGCGUAACGCCCGUCGACCAGACGAAAUACCUGCGACGAUGCACGGACGACCUCUACGCCUGGCAGCGCCGUGAGAGACCGGCGGAUGGGCAAUUCGUGCUGCACGAUGGGCCGCCCUACGCGAAUGGCGAACUACAUGUGGGGCACGCCCUCAAUAAGGUCCUCAAGGAUAUCAUCUGCCGGGUGCAGCUUGGCCGCGGGAAGCGGAUACGGUAUGUGCCGGGGUGGGACUGCCACGGGCUGCCGAUUGAGUUGAAGGCGCUCGAGGCGCAGAGGGCGUCGGGAGAGGCGACUGGACCGGUUACUGCGGCGGUGAUCCGGAAAGCUGCGCGCAAACUCGCCGGGCGGACCGUCAAGGACCAGAUGAAGGCGUUUCGCGGAUUCGCUGUCAUGGGCGACUGGGAGAAUCACUGGAAGACGAUGGACAAGGGAUUUGAGAAGAGACAGCUGGGGGUGUUUCGCGAGAUGGUCGAGAAUGGCCUGAUAUACCGGAGAUUCAAACCCGUCUACUGGUCGCCGUCGACUGGGACGGCGCUGGCGGAAGCCGAGUUGGAAUACAAGGAGGACCAUGUGUCCACUGCGGCGCUGGUCAAGUUCCCUGUCGUGGAUAUACCGUCGCAUCUCGCUUCGAACCCCUUGCUACGUGGGAAGGGGAUCAGCGCGGUCAUCUGGACGACCACUCCCUGGACGCUUCCUGCGAAUGCUGUCAUUGGCGUUCACCCGGAUCUGGAAUACUCUAUUGUGCAAUCGGACGCGCACGGCUAUUUGCUUAUCGCACAGUCACGGAUAGAAUACUUGCAAAGCAUUUUGAACGAGGACCUGGGCGUGAUCGUACCCUCGGUCCUUGGAUCGGAAUUAGCGGACCGGACUACGUAUCGCUCAUUAUUCAAGGGAUCCGACGCGGAGGCCCAGCCGAUUAUCACUGCGGACUUUGUCUCUGCUGACUCCGGCUCGGGCUUGGUCCACUGUGCUCCCGGCCAUGGGAUGGACGACUACGAGGCGUGUGUGUCUCGCGGUAUUCCUGCUUUCGCUCCCGUCGACGACCACGGUAAAUUCACCAGCCUUGCGAUGCCGGAAGAUCCCCAACGGCUCAGCGGGAAGGAGGUCUUGACGGAUGGAAACGCAGCGGUCCUGGAGUAUAUUGAAUCUGAAGGCUACUUGAUUUCGAAGAACCAGUACGAGCACAAAUAUCCCUACGACUGGCGGUCCAAGCGCCCCAUUAUCAUCCGGGCGACUGAGCAAUGGUUCGCCGAUGUGGCCGACAUCCGCGGCGACGCGGUCAAGGCACUGGAGGAUGUCAACUUCGUCCCGAGUUCCGGACGAGUGCGCUUGGAGAACUUUGUCAAGAACCGGAGCGAGUGGUGCAUCUCGCGUCAACGCGCGUGGGGUGUUCCCAUCCCCGCGCUGUACGAUCGGAGCACGGGAGACGCCGUCCUCACCAAGGAUAGCGUCUCUCACAUCAUGUCCGUGAUCGAGGAGCGAGGGAUCGACGCAUGGUGGACGGACGACGCCAACGACACUGCUUGGAUCCCAGCCUCGCUGCGGAACGCACCCGAGGCGGGCUACCGUCGCGGAACCGAUACCAUGGACGUCUGGUUCGACAGCGGCACCAGCUGGACGGAGAUCGACACGCCUUACAACAAUGGAUACCCCGCUGACGUGUACCUGGAAGGGUCGGACCAACACCGCGGAUGGUUCCAAUCCGGGCUUCUCACCUUUACGGCGCACCAGAUCGCUGCAGGCCACAGGGCCGAUACCCGUGCUCCUUUCAAAAACUUGAUUACUCACGGAUUCACCCUGGAUGAGGAGGGCCGCAAGAUGAGCAAAUCCAUCGGCAAUGUGAUCGAUCCCCAGACCAUCAUGGACGGAACUCUCCUGCCCCCGCUCAAGCCCCGGAAAGGCAAAGGCAAGAAACAGCCCGCGAACCAAGGCCCCGUCUACGAUGCGCUGGGGCCUGACGCCCUGCGCAUGUGGGUAGCCAGCAGCGACUACACGCGCGACGUCGUGAUUGGAAAGCAGGUUCUCCAAACCGUCAACACCAGUUUGCACAAAUACCGCGUGACAUUCAAGCUGCUACUGGGCGCCAUCUCGGAUUUCAACCCGCAGAAUAUCCUCCCGUACGACCAGCUGCAGCAAACAGACCGGAUUGCACUCAUGCAUCUAUCCGAGAUGGUGUCGGCGUCGCAAAAGGCCUGCGAGGGCUUUGAGUUCUACCGUGCCGUGAACGCCAUCAACCGCUGGGCGAACAUGGAGUUCUCCGCCUUCUACAUGGAAGCCAUCAAGGACCGGCUCUACACCUACGGAGCGGACAGCGCCAGCCGUCGCGCCGCGCAAACGACGCUGUUCCACAUCUACCAGCAUCUGCAGGAAAUCCUGGCGCCUAUAACUCCAAUGCUGGUGGAAGAGACGUGGGAGCACACCCCCGAGGCCAUCAAAUCGCGAUGCGAACACCCCCUGCAACGCAUUGCCUCAUUCCCGCCGGCGGAGUGGCAAGACCCCUCGCUUGGAACGCACUACCACGAUAUCAUGGCAGUCGGGUCGGUGAUCAAGGGCAUGCAAGAGCAGGCGCGGGGGCAGAAACAAAUGGGCUCGUCGCUGCAGUCGUGUGUGCAUAUCGUCCUUCCGGAAGGCGACAGCGCGGGGACCGCCCUCCAGCACAAUCUGGCCGAGCUGCCUGAUCUGUUUGUUGUGUCUUCGGUCACCCUUGGGUCUCACGGCGAGGCUCUCCCCAGCGCGACCACCGACGCCGAGUGGCAGUACCACGAGACGUACGAGCUCCCCAGCGGCGGAACCGGCAUCGUCUAUGUAUCUGCUCCGCAGUCGUCUAAGUGUCCCCGUUGCUGGAGAUACGUACUGGAGGAGCCCGAGCCCGUCGAAGAGACGGUGUGCGAUCGGUGUGAAGAGGUGGUUCGCGAGCUGGACGCAUCGGCCGCGAGCAAGGGAGACGCAUGA
Molecule: messenger RNA, 4566 nt
Organism: Aspergillus candidus
Lineage: Eukaryota; Fungi; Ascomycota; Eurotiomycetes; Eurotiales; Aspergillaceae
Product: isoleucine--tRNA ligase ISM1
Exons: 4
Coding region: 1-4566 (1521 amino acids)
Biological process (GO): isoleucyl-tRNA aminoacylation
Cellular component (GO): cytosol
Molecular function (GO): tRNA binding; aminoacyl-tRNA deacylase activity; isoleucine-tRNA ligase activity
Source: RefSeq, a predicted model, not a curated record